Molecule: messenger RNA, 624 nt
Organism: Gadus macrocephalus (Pacific cod)
Lineage: Eukaryota; Metazoa; Chordata; Actinopteri; Gadiformes; Gadidae
Product: hatching enzyme 1.2-like
Exons: 7
Coding region: 112-624 (170 amino acids)
Biological process (GO): proteolysis
Molecular function (GO): zinc ion binding; metalloendopeptidase activity
Source: RefSeq, a predicted model, not a curated record
AGCAGUGCUGACAAUGCAGGCGACUUGGUGAAAGAUGAAGACUUCUCUGUCUCCUAGCUGCUUGAGAGGGCCAACAUUAACGUUGGGAAGGGCCGGAACGACCCCCUGGUGAUGUUCUGGGACAUCGCGGUGGACCCUGAGCUGAAGAACGUGGACCCGUGCACGGCGAGGGGCUGCCUGUGGCCCCGGGCCACCGACGGGAAGGUCUACGUCCCGUUCCGCAUCAGUAAUCAGUACUCGGAGAGAGAACGGAACACCAUCAUUCAAGGCCUGGCGUCGUUCGCCAGAUCCACCUGCAUCCGCUUCAUCCCCUUAGACUGCCAGAGAGACUUUGUGGACAUCCAGUACCUCUCAGGGUGCUUUUCCUUCGUGGGGCGCCGGGGGCAGGGCCAGGUGGUGUCACUCAGCCGCCAGGGGUGUGUCUUCCAGUCCAUCAUCCAGCACGAGCUGCUGCACGCCCUGGGCUUCAACCCGAGCAGACUAUUCGAGUUGUUUCCAAAGUCCUCCCAUCACUUCAAGAUCUCCGGCAUGCUGCUGGAGGGGUGGCGCCGGCCCUUGCACCAUCUCGCCAUCGCUGAUGACGUCUCGGGCUCUGACCGGAGAUGUAGGAGCCCCAUCCUGUGA